CGCAACACUAUGUAGGCUAAUAAUAAUCAGGGAAAUGUAACUUCUCAAAAAUGUACUCAGUGCAGAAAAAUGCCCCCUGUGACUGUUAUAUAAUUAGAUUAGGCCUAUUAUUACUCAUACAUUAAUAGAAGUAUAUUAUUUGUACCAUUAUUAUGAAGUGUUACCUAAUUUAAUCACAUAUCAAUUAUGUAUGGCGUAACUUUGAACUAACAUUCCUUGAUUAAUGGUCUAUAAAGUUUGAACUAAACACAGUAAGUCAUAGUGACUUUAUCAUAUGUUAAUGGUAAAGUCAUGAUAUUUCCUGCAUUAACUCAUGCACUAGUUAAGCAUUAAUUCAUGAUCUGUGAUCUGUACUUUUUAUUAUAAAGUGUAACUGAAUUGUUUUAAAAUUCUGUUUUAACUGUGUUUGACUUAAAGGACACUAUCUCCACACUCACACUGUGCGCAGCUGAUUACCUGUUACCCUGCUGCAAUUUGAUUGGCUGUUUGCCAAGUACUGUUGUAAUUGGCCCAUAGAUAAUCUUAAAUAUUUUGGUACCCACCAGCUGUGGAAUAUUGUUAUAUUGUAUGGAAAAUGUAUUUAUUUAUUUAAUUUCAGUAGCUUACAUGUAAUGUGAGCCAAUGACCCAAACAGAGUACCAGUAAGUACUACCUCACUGGAUGCACAGCACACACCACUUCUUAUUGGAUUGUAGUGCUUCUAUCUUAUAUAAUUUUUUUAAAUGGAAUUUAUGUUGUUGUUUUUUUCAAUUGCUUCUAUUUGAUGUGACCCAGUGACUCAAAUUCAAUACUAGAUAUUAAUACAGUAGGCACACAGAACACACAUCUUUAUACUGGAUUUUAGUGCAUUAUCUAUUAUGUCUUGUUUUUUUCAAUAGCUUCCAUGUAAUGUAAGCCAGUGAUUCAAACUCAAAAUAUUUACCCCCCUCUGUAAUUUAUUUUGUAUAUACUUCAGAUCAUGUCUAAUAUUCUCAGUGAAUGGAUAAGUGACUACUUUCCUUGCAAAAUUUAUUGGAUAAUUCUUUCAUACUGCUUUUCAACCUGCCACAAGUGAACAGCACAUGUUCACUUCAUUAUUAGCUUGAAUUUGCAUUAUCAAGACACAAGAAACAAGUCUUGAAAAUUUGUUGAAGCAUGUUUUAAAUCUUUUAUGUACUUCCAAUAUUUCAUUGUGCAGUGUCUGAUAUUGUCCAGUUAUCAUAUUUUACCACUAGAUGGCAGUGUAUAAAUAUGAAAAGUGCCUCUAGUUUGCUGUGGCAUCAUGUGCCUCCCCUUUUCAGCCACUAGUCCUUGGAUGUUGGUUAGACUGUGGGUGUUAUCAAAUCCACUUAUAUUUGAAUAUAGGGUAUAACUAAUGCAAAGCUACACAUUUUAGAUGCUCAGAUCAUUGUAGGUCAUCUGUGUGAAGCUGAUUAAUAAGACAGGGUUUUAGCUUCAAAAGCAUUGACUGAAGUAUCAUUUUCAAGACUUGAUCAUCCCAGUGAGAUGCCUGUUAUACACACACAUCCUUCAGGGUGCACGGUUAGACAACCUUUGUUUGUAUCCUGUGUAUAUAAAGAGAGUAAAGGGCCAGUCACAUCACCGUCACACCAAGGUACACAAUGCCUAGUGCAGUGUAAGCAGUUGGGUGAGCAGAGAGCCAGGGCUGUGGUGUGUGGAAAAUGCUAGUGGAGGCAGACAAUGCACUGGUCCGAGGCCUGACCAGCCCUCAGAGGGACAGGGGUCGCCUCACUGCGACAACAGCCCCCGUCUCCCUCCCGUCUUUUUCUUUAAUCGAGCUCCACAGCAUGGGCUCGGGGAGGACGCUGAAGUUCGCCCUGUGCGAGGUGCUGCAGUUUGCAGGCCUGUGCGUGCCACUCUUCAUCGUCAUGCAGAGGUUCGCCGUCAUCGUAGCGAAGGUCAAAACAUCGACGCAGCCUCCCGGAGACAGCAGCACGGCCUACUGGUUGAUCGUGGCUUCCUCCAUUGCCUAUGUCACCUCCACCGCCCUGCUGGUCUGGGUACCCAUGAAGUACAUGGUGUUUAUGAAGAAGAAGUUUCUCAUUGGGAGGAAGAAGUGGAGGCCUGUGGCCCUCGUAUAUGUGAUCCUGUCCACGUUACCCUGCUUUGCCUUUCUCAUCGCCAGCUCUGAGGUUCAGAUAAACAACAACAUGAAACACGACACGUUCACGGAGCUCCCUGUAUCACUAGUCCUCUUCUCUCUCAUCUGUAUUGACGUUGUGGAGAGGAUACGCCACUGCAGACUGACCGGCCAGGCUAAUGACAUGGAGAGAGACGCUGACAUCCCUUCCACUGUCCUCACACACGUGGAACAGGUAACACCAGUAACACCUAUUACUCCAGCUGUGCAGGGGCCAGCUGUGCCCGGGCAAGCUGGGCCUACUCCCAUGCAGCCAGGAGCAAACCAGCUCAAUGACAGGAACCAGAACGGAGCAGGGGCUCGGCCAGAAACCAACGGGACAGUCCCGGGGAUACCAGGUAAUACUGGGAGACCCUUUAGUAUCUCUGGGUUGAGCUCACGUUCAGCGAGCACCACAGCCUAUCGCAUAUCUCCGUACGCCUACACGGGUCCACUGAGGUUCCUGUGUGCCAGCGACGCCCGGGCGGAUGUUUUUGUGGACAGCUUUAUGUUCUGGAUGGAUACAGUGGAGAUGGUGAGGGUGGCAGGACAUCCCCUUGUCUACUACUCAGGCUGGGUGUUCCCCAUCUACAUCUUCAGCUACCUGUCUUGCCUGCGUGUGGUGGUCAUGCCCCACAGCCCCCUGCUGUCCUCACUAGGUGUGGCCGUGCAGGACUUUCCCUUCUUUUUUGUGCGCGUUGGCCUCAUUGCCUUUUUUGGCUUUGUCACACCCCUCCUCUAUCUGAUGAAGAACCUGCUGGUCUGCCUGGCCUUUGUCUAUUUCAACUUCAUGACCAGGCUGAGGGUCUUCAACACAGAGAGGAUGUUCUUUUGAGACUAGCACCUUAAGCAAAGACAACAUUAAAAAUGUAGUAGGAGCAAUAGGUUGGUACAAAAGACACUAGGAUUCAGAAGAUGGUUGCACCAGCUCUUCAUAAGUUCAGACUUGGCCUUCUUAUAAAGCAAGUGUUUACUAAGGGGAGAUCACUAAAGUAAAACAGCUUUUACACUGAGAUAUACCAAUCAGCCAAAACAUUAAAACCACUGACAGGUGACAAGGACUAUUUUUAGGUGGCUAAAAUAUGUUUUGUUGCUGACCCCAUCCACAGCAGUACAUUACAUAGCUUCCAUGUCGGACUCCAGCCUGCUUCUCCAAACCUGGGCAGUGCUAACUGACAUCUACUGUGUGUAAAACACUCUCUAAGUACCCCAUACAACCCCACUUCAAAGAAUCUGAACUAUCCCUUUAAGAAAAGCUGGUGCAACCAAACCAAAUGAUAAAUUUGUGUGUGCAAAGCAGAAGAGAUAUUUUGUUAAAAUGCAUGAUGGUACUCUUCACAGGCCAAAAGGGAGCUCUUAGGCAAUGUUUUCCCAUAAAGGACAUUAUGCGUCCAAUGACUGUUGUGUUAUGUAUUAUUAUACCUUUUAUGUUCAACUUUUUUUACCCCCCUGAACCCCUCACCCUCACCAAGCAUGGCACUUUGGGAAUGUACCUGUUCUGUCAUUUGAGAGUUUUAAGCAGAUUUUU
This is a messenger RNA of Epinephelus fuscoguttatus (brown-marbled grouper), 3647 nucleotides long. RefSeq names its product transmembrane protein 236-like. The record is from RefSeq and is a predicted model, not a curated record. NCBI's taxonomy places the organism in Eukaryota, Metazoa, Chordata, Actinopteri, Perciformes, Serranidae. The transcript is spliced from 4 exons. The coding region runs from base 1662 to 2954 and encodes 430 amino acids.